Messenger RNA from Galleria mellonella (greater wax moth), 1844 nucleotides. Its product is annotated as proton-coupled amino acid transporter-like protein CG1139. The record is from RefSeq and is a predicted model, not a curated record. Gene Ontology annotation, molecular function: amino acid transmembrane transporter activity. The transcript is spliced from 9 exons. Bases 266 to 1678 code for a protein of 470 amino acids. Gene Ontology annotation, cellular component: vacuolar membrane. NCBI's taxonomy places the organism in Eukaryota, Metazoa, Arthropoda, Insecta, Lepidoptera, Pyralidae. Gene Ontology annotation, biological process: amino acid transmembrane transport.
CCAUCUCAUUUACCACGUCGGCGCCAUGUAAUACGGACUAUUGCCAAAACAUUCUUCAUGACGAUGCCGCGUAUAUAUUUUAUAUUUAUAAACAUCAUUAGCAAGCUACAUUCAUGAUCAUUGAGUGCGCUGUCGCAGAUCACGAGUGAUGUCGGACUCGCGUUGAGUUUAAAAAAUAAAAAAAAAAAACGUAAAAGUUAACUAAACAUCAUCGGAAGUGAUAUUGUGUGAUUAUUCUUUGGACUGUCUAUUUAUAAUAGUGAUCAUGUCUAAUAGUUAUAAUAUGAAGGAGUUCAGUUCAACAGCUGUCAUCACCAAUAAUGGCCAGUUUUACCCUUCAACAAUUUCAAUCAACACAAUCAAUACGAAACAUAAAGAAGAAGAAGUGGAUAUUGACGCAUAUAACCCCUUUCAACAUAGGAAAUUAGAACAUCCGAAUUCAGACAUGAGAUCAUUUGCAAAUCUCCUAAAGUCUUCGUUGGGUUCCGGUAUACUAGCUAUGCCGGCAGCAUUCAAGAACGCUGGUUCUUUAGUCGGCAUCUUCGGCACAAUUAUUUUGGGAUACAUUUGUACGCAUUGCGUCUAUUUACUGGUGAAAACAUCACAAGAUGUAUCCAAAGUCUCAAAAAGUCCAUCAUUAGGAUAUGCUGAAACAGUAGAAGCUGUUUUUGCCACAGGUCCACAGCCACUAAGAAAAGUUUCAAAAGCUUCUAGAAUAUUCAUAGAUUGGGCAAUGGCAUUUACAAUACUUGGUGCAUGCGCAGUGUAUGUCAUCCUACUUGUAGAGUCAGUAAAACAGAUAAUUGAUCACUUUUACGAAGACAAUGGUAUCAACACAACUAUGUACUGUUUAAUAUUUUUGGUGCCACUUCUUAUAUUCACACAAAUCAAGAAUCUCAAAUAUCUGGCCCCAUUCUCUGGUUUCGCCAACAUAUUAUUAGUAUUAACAUUCCUCAUAUGUUUGUACUACAUAUGCAGUGAAUUCCCUAAUGUGACCAUUCGUCCAUCAUCAGUCGAUAUUGGAAAGUUGCCUUUGUUUAUCGGUACAGUUAUCUUCGCCAUGGAGGGCAUCGGCGUAGUGUUACCAGUGGAGAACACAAUGGCUAAACCUGAGCACUUCUUGGGAUGUCCCGGAGUACUCAACAUUACUAUGAGCGUGGUGGUGCUCCUUUACAUGAUCAUGGGGUUUCUGGGAUACAUACGUUACGGAGACCUCGCAGAAGGCAGCAUCACUCUAAACUUACCAACUGGUAAAAAUGAAAUCCCUGCUUUAAUGGCGAAGUGCUUCAUCGUCCUCGCUAUAUUUUUCACCUAUACAUUGCAAUUUUACGUGCCAAUGGAGAUUGUUUGGAGAAAUACUAAAGAACAUGUAGCUAAGAAAUAUUACAAUCUAGCUCAAGCUAUCAUGAGAGCUUUCUUUUCCUCUCUUACUGUGGCAGCAGCGGCUACAUUACCGAGACUGGAACAAGUUAUCGGCCUGGAAGGCGCAUUUUUCUACUCCUUCCUUGGUCUCAUUGCGCCGUCUGCAAUGGAUCUUAUAUUCAAUUGGAAUAGAGACCUCGGCAAAUAUAAGUGGGUCCUGAUCAAGGAUGUGUGCUUAAUACUUUUCGGUACAUUUGUGCUUGUCACAGGAGUGACUCAAAGUAUUAGGGAGAUAAUUAGGACUAAUAAUGCUUAAUAACGGUUGUGUUUUGUAUUUUGUAAUUACCUACCUACAUAAGAGACGAUUACAGUAUUACGGUACAUGCAUAAAAUGUGUGAUUUUUACAAUAAAUUGUCAAAAAUGGAAAUAUUUUAUAAGCAUUACUUACCUUGUUUUAAUAAAUAUUUAAAAGAAAAGUUUA